This is a messenger RNA of Formica exsecta, 1772 nucleotides long. RefSeq names its product E3 ubiquitin-protein ligase MARCH5-like. Bases 489 to 1772 code for a protein of 427 amino acids. The record is from RefSeq and is a predicted model, not a curated record. Lineage: Eukaryota; Metazoa; Arthropoda; Insecta; Hymenoptera; Formicidae. Gene Ontology annotation, molecular function: zinc ion binding. The transcript has 8 exons.
AUACAUAUAAAUAGAGCGCGAAUAGGGAUAGGACGGAUGAAUAACAAAAAUCGUCUGACAAUAGUGUUAACCGAAUAUUUGAGCAGGACAUGUGUAUAUUAUAGACUUCAUUGAGAAAAUCUUCGGUAUUCUAGUCGCGUUCGACGAAAUGUAUACAAACGUUACGAGAGUCGCUGUUUUUCUUUUCUUUUUUUUUUUGCACUCCCUUUAAAGCGUCGAUUUCUUACAUCGUCAUACGUUGAUUGAUAUAGCAUUGAAUCCGGAGAAAUUUGAAAAAUACUAACAAAACUAGUUACAAAAUUUUACCGGUUGUAGGUCUGUAUUUUGAUAAUUUUACAAAUUUUGUGCAUUCUCGGUCGUCCAACGAGAAAUCAUCGCACGCGCGCGCGUCUUACGUAUGUCGCACGUAUUGCUCAACGAAUUGUAAUGAUACUACUGAUUAUCAAGAUGGUGAUGAGCUUGUGAAUGUCUUGCUUUGCUGAAACACGAUGUCAGACGAUAAUAUGCCACAUAUCUCGUAUGGACUCGACAGUCGUGGAAGAAUAGUGCGUAUAGAAUCAGGUAUAACCAGAGCAAACAUCAGACGUCUUCCAAGUAUAGAAGAAGCUUUAAGGAGACUUAGUACAAAUCUGAGAGUCGAUAGACAACCAAGUGAUCCCAUUAAUGCAGAAGUAUCUGAUCCUCAAGUAGCACGUAUGGCAUCAUUGGAGGAUGAAGGUUCUCAGAAUGCAUGGGAUGAUCUAACAGAUCAGGAACUGUCUGCUGAUAUCACUGAUGGAGCAUCCUCUCCAAAUCAGAUCACAUCUAGUGUGCCAUCAUUGACCCCAGAAGAAGACAGGCGAUACUGUUGGGUAUGUUUUGCAACUGACGAAGAUGAUGCAACUGCAGCAUGGGUUAAACCAUGUCAUUGCAGAGGCACUACAAAGUGGGUUCAUCAGGGUUGCAUACAGAGAUGGGUUGAUGAAAAGCAGAAAGGUCAUGCAGGGCAUGCUGUGGCCUGCCCACAAUGCAACACAGAAUAUAUUAUAGUUUAUCCAAAUAUGGGUCCAUUAGUGGUAGUACUUGAUACGAUCGAUGCAGUUAUCUUCCGAGUAUGUCCUUUCAUUGCUGCUGGUAUAGUAGUCGGAUCCAUAUAUUGGACAGCUGUGACUUAUGGUGCAGUUACUGUUAUGCAAGUGGUGGGUCACAAGGAUGGCCUUACUAUGAUGGAACAGGCCGAUCCUUUAGUCCUAUUAGUUGGCUUACCAACUAUCCCUAUUAUGUUAGUUCUGGGAAAAAUGCUUCGGUGGGAGGAUCAAGCUCUCAGUUUUUUAAGACGUCACGCGUCCAAGGUUCCUAUUUUAAGGCAUUUUCUACCGAGUAGUUAUUCUGAUGAGGAUACAAGUAUGCAAUCUGAAGAUAUACCACCAAUGAAUGAUCCAGUAUCCGCAACGCGUGUUCUUUGUGGUGCGCUUUUAUUACCAACUAUCGCCAGCUUAUGUGGAAGAUUAUUUUUUGAAAGCAUAAACUCCAACUUUCAAAGAACAUUGUUGGGUGGUGUAGCCUUUAUAACAAUAAAAGGCGCAUUCAAGAUUUACCACAAACAACAACAAUACAAGAGACAAUGUCAGCACAAUUUAACAAAUCGAGAAAGGGUCGAGCUCAAAUUGAUCAAGCAGAAAGCAGCGCGCGAUGCGAUUGAACAAGAUGAAAAAUUAGAUACUAAAGUAACGUUAAUGUUACACCAUUCGGAAACAAUGAAACUGCGCCCAAGAGAGUCCGCAAGGUACUAA